Grus americana (Whooping crane) is the source of this 1475-nucleotide messenger RNA. It is a transcript of the gene HYLS1, whose product is annotated as HYLS1 centriolar and ciliogenesis associated. Gene Ontology annotation, cellular component: non-motile cilium; centriole. The transcript has 2 exons. Gene Ontology annotation, biological process: cilium assembly. NCBI's taxonomy places the organism in Eukaryota, Metazoa, Chordata, Aves, Gruiformes, Gruidae. The coding region runs from base 249 to 1076 and encodes 275 amino acids. The record is from RefSeq and is a predicted model, not a curated record.
AGCCGAACGACACUCACACCGCCCAAUGGCACCGCCGCGAAGGGCAGGCCUCGGGGGGUGGUCCCCGUCCCCGCACGGCUGUUUGAACACCGGCGACGGUUGGCGGCUGGUAACGGUCGCGGCGGGAGGACGGGAGCAGCUGGGCCCGGUCAGGUACCGGGGGCCCGUGGGGACGCCGAGCAGCUGGGUGGGCCCCGUCCACCUCAGUACAGCCCUCCAUCCCCAGUGCCGCCCCACAGCGAGAAAUCAUGGAGGAGGCGACAGGACCGGACAGCUAUAGCUGGGUCGCUCCUGAGGAUGAGGAGCAGCUGGCAGCUGCGCCGGCCCUGAGCCGGCUGUACACUCAGCAAGGACGCAGCGAGGAGCGGGCACGUCCCCGUGAUGAUCCCUAUGCCGAGGCCUCCCUCUUUUUUGGGGUACGACCAGCCCUUCCUACAUUUUCCGAGGAUCGGAGGGGAACCAGGAGGUUGGUGAUGAAAAGGAAGGUGCUGAGGCGCAGACCUGAUGGAGGAGUAGAGGUCUCUGACGAGUCAGUGACCAGCGAGCUGGAGAGUGACGCCGAGGUUUGGGACCUGAGGCAGAAAAUGCUUCAGUUAAGGACCGGUCCAGAGGACAGCAUCUCCGAGGGGGAAAUUGAGACGAGCAGCAGCUCUCUCGAUGAAUCCCCUUACCGGUGGUCCCAUGGGGACAGCCCUCCCUUUCUCCUUGGGGAUUUUGGGAGCCAGAGCUCUCCUGCAUCUCAGUACACCGCUGCGGCAGGACAACCCAAGUCCUUCAUUCCUCCGCGGUUUGAGCCACUGGGCCGUAACCGGGGAAAAACAGACCGGGUGGCCAAAUAUUUUGAAUAUAAACGAGAAUGGGAAAAAUUCCGAAUCCCAGGGGAGGAUCAACGGCAAGAACUGCGCUGGGGUAUCCGGGAGCAGAUGCUCUGCAGACCCGAGCUCCCCAGCAAGCCGCAGCACCUCUACGUCCCCAACGAUUACACCGUGCCGACCGAAAAAAAGAGAGCUGCCCUGCGCUGGGAGGUGCGCUGGGACCUGGCCAACGGCCUCAUCCCCAGAAAAAACACCUCCUAGUUUCCUAAAGCCCCGCUCCACACCAAUCUGUUAAUGCUGCUCUUCUCAGUACUUUAUUCCUCCUCAAAAUCCUUGAUCGUUCGGAAAAAUCUUUUUUUUUUUUUUUGGCAUUUCAAGCAGGUUUUAUACCUUACACAGCACCUCGGGUUAUUAAAUGGGCUGGGUAAAACAUCCCAGCAUCCCUGCCGCAUUGUGCAAAGUUACGAAGAGCAGGGGUACGGAGAGCAGGCACCGAAAAACCAGGCAGCCCGUGAGACUUUCCAACUAUCAGGAGAAAUAAGAACAGCAUACGCGAUUUUUGGGCAUCUAAUCGCCCCUAGAUUGUUGUGUGAGCUGUUGAGGUGGUUUUACUGAUGGUGUCUCAGCAAUAUCUUCCUUUAAUAAAGUGUGUGGAAAGAU